Messenger RNA from Lytechinus pictus (painted urchin), 4027 nucleotides. RefSeq lists its product as uncharacterized. The transcript has 7 exons. The coding region runs from base 214 to 1107 and encodes 297 amino acids. The record is from RefSeq and is a predicted model, not a curated record. NCBI's taxonomy places the organism in Eukaryota, Metazoa, Echinodermata, Echinoidea, Temnopleuroida, Toxopneustidae.
AAACAUCGGGGAUUUCCCAUUUCGAAAUCGGCCUCGUCAGUUUUUUUAUUCGAUAUUCUGAAACGCGUCAUUAAUCAUAAACGGGUCAUUACUCUGUACUAUAUCAUUCACGAAUUCGAGAUUUCUGUAGACUCUUGCCAAAGAAGAAUUUUAAAUAUCGGAUCAAGGCCAAGUUAGAAGACUUCUACAUACAUCGAAACACAUCCAUAAAUCAUGAUAGAUAAAGAUGCUCUCUUCGAUGAACUUUCAAAAAGAUUCCCAGCUGGGAAGUAUACAACUUUUUGCAAUAAAAUGGGUGUUGGCUACAAUGAAGCAAAGAGCAUGCUGACAAGAUGUAAAGAGGACUACAACGUAGCAUUGAGAGAUCUAUUAGGUCAAUGGGAUGACAGGAUGAAGGGUGUUACCAGGAAGCAAAUAGAAGAUGCUCUCAUCCAGGCAGAGGUUGGUGGACUCUGCUCCAUUGUGAGAAAAUACUACGAAGCUGACACUAGAGUUGAAGCUGCCUCAGACUUCGGAGCUGGAGAUGCUACUGUUCAGAGCACUAGCAGUCAGCGUAUGAACCAAUCGGAGAGAAUGGUUCAUAUGAAUCAAAGAGGUGUGCCAAAUACAUCUGCUGCUACAGGGGAGACUGAAGCCAUUGCCAGUGUAGACAUACGUAAACCUGCCAGACAGCAAAUUGAAAAGGAGCAGGCAGAGAGGAAAAAUGUCAAAAAUGUUGCAUCAGAUGCUGCUGUAGAUGCUGCUGUAGAUGAUGAUGAAGAUGAUGAUGAUGUUAUCAGAGGAGGAGGGGAUGGUUCAAGUAUGCAGACAGAGCAGGUGACAGUAGUCAGGCAAAGAAUAAGAGGUGAGGAAGACAGAAAACAAGAAAUACAGCCAGUCGAGGUGAUGGACUCAAAUCAUGGAACAGUAAAUAUCACUGGAGAUAGACAAAGAGGAGGAGACCCAACAUCAAAUAUCAAAGUGGAGAGAAUCACAGAGACGAAGGAUGGGGACAAAUCAAGAACAACGGUUAUCUGGACAGAUGUCAGCAAAGAACAGAUGGCCUUUCUAGGAAUAGUCUUGUGUGUCGGUAUUGGAUUAUUCUUCUACAGCCGGCGCAAGCAUUGAUAAAGGAUUUUACUUUGGGUAAUUCAUUUCAUAAUUUCUCAGUCCACUAUUAAGGUUUUGUAAUGUCAGCACUAUACACUAUCACUUUAUUUCCUGUAUUAACUUCUUAUACUACAGUACUACUUCUACCAAAAUGUUGUGAACUUGUAUUAUAUGGUAAUAUAAGGUUUUUUUUUCGUAUGAUUCAUAGUGCCAAUGAUUCUAUAUACAUGCACAUUCCAUGCCUUUGUAUUGUGACAUCAUGAAGAUUAUAGAGGUAUGCAGUUCACCAUGUGAAUACUGGAUAGCAGUGCCUUGAGCACGUAAUCCAUACGGGUUUGCUGCUUUAUUGGGAUGGUAAAAUGAAGAGAUGUUGAUUGGAUGAAUAGAGCAUGGACCUAUUAGAGAUGGACAUUCAAUGCUAUCAUUUUCUUUGAUCGAACGAGAUCCGCCGCCUAGUGAUUAUGUGCAUCUUAAUGAGAACAUUCAGGUGUUUGACAAUCUUAUAGCGACAUCAAGGCGUAUCUGAUUAUUUACAAAGACACAGCUUUCCUAGUUUUGGCUUUGUUGGCUGAUGCCCUGUGUUAGAAAAUGUUUUUCAAUCAACAUGCUUUAGUUUUGAAGCAGCAAAAUUGAGAAGCAGACGAUUUUGUGACAUAAUGUGUAAUUAUUUGAUCCAUGCACUUCCACACUUACAUAAUGACCUCAAUAACAUUAAGAGAUAAAUGUUCUCUACAAGAUGUGAGCCAUGUAUCUCUAGAAUAUUACGAAGAAAAUCAGAAAAAUGGGAUUAUAAGUAAUAGACAUUUAAUCACAAUAUGGCCUAUAUCUUACAAUAUGCAUACAUUUUCCCAAAUAAAACACAUGGAACUAAGAUUGCCAAAGGUAAACCAGAACUGCACAUCAAUUUUCCAGGAUUUAAGUGAUUUAUCAUCUUCUGCGCAUACAGUUUGGUCAAUAUCAAUGUCUAAUCACGAACUGCUUCUUUCAACUCACGACCUAAUUGACGGCAGAACACGAUAGGAUAAAAGUACAAAAAUAUGAAGAUAAUGUUAUUCAGAGUACAAUGACAGUCAGAUGUUAGUGAAUUCAUUAACUAUGCGAUGAGUGUCCAUCUCUAAUAGGUCCAUGAUUAGAGAAACGGAUCCUAAAAUUCCUUUUAAAAAAGGAAAUCAACUAUUCAUUUUGAAAGCUGUUUGUCUAUUAAAAUAACUGAAUCAUAUUUUUGGGGGGAUUGAAUUUUAGCAUGCAAGUUUGGUUUACUUUCUAUUUAAAGGCAUCUGUGUUCCUCAUGCAUAAUUCUAUUGUUAAACAGCUGAUUGAGGGUGAUAUAUCAUAUCUCUGAGGAGAAGGGCUCAGAUGCUUCUUAAAAUAAUGUAGAACCUGUGGGAUGACAUAAGGUCUUUUCUUAAUUAGGAAUGACCAAUCACUUUACCACAAAUGUCAAUUAUUUCUCACAUUCAGAAAACAAUCGCUGGUUGUAUUUUGUCAAACAUACUUCAUUACAAUUUUGUUGGUUUCAGUGGUUUUGAUUUGUUAUUAUGCUCUUCAUGUAGAUAUUUUAUCCCGACAUGAAUAUUUUUUUUUUCAAAUCAUAUGCUUGGAAUAGAAUUAUUUGUUCUCCAGCUAGCGAAAGAAGCGAGUGAUGGUUCCUGAAUUUAAACUUGGCUCAUAUGUGCUGUUAUAAUUUAGGGGCCACAAUGUCAUAGAGGUCAUGGCUCAUUGUCUUCUUAACUUAAACAAUAAUACAUAUAUAUAUUAAUCAGAGUUAAAUUUGCUUUACAAAUACAUUUGGGAGUGAUGAUCUGACAUCAUUAUUAAAUUUUUUUAAACAUGUAGUGUCAGAUAAAGUUAUAAAAGUGUUAACAUUUCAUAUGUUAAGCAUGCUACGUAUUUCUUAUGUUUCUCAUUAUGUUAUCAUUACUAUUUUUGCUAUUGUCAUCCUUAUCAUUAUUGCUAUUAUCAUCAUUAUAACCAUCCAUAUCAAUUUUGCAGUAUAACCUUUUUCGGUAUUUGGUGUUGAAAAAUCAUUCCAAUAACUUUUCUCUUGUGUAGUUCAUGAAAUACUAUGAUCUUAGUGAAAUGAUCAUAUGAAUUAUGCUUAUGAAACACAACACAUGGCUGAUAUAGGGGUGAUUCAAAAGAGUUAAGGAGUGGCCGAGGCCCAAGAUACACAUGCGUCGGGUUUGAAGCUGCCUCUGACUCUGGCCUCAAGCUUGCCAUUUGGUGCAUAUACACAUACGUCUUUCUUAUGUUGAAGAGCUGUGAUGUAGUGGUUCUGACUCUCACCUUGUAAUUGGAAGGUCAUGUGGUCAAAUCCCACCGUGGCCUAGCGUCUUUUGGCAAGGCGUUUAUCCACACUUUUGCCUCACCCAGGUGCUAAAUGGGUACCCGGUGGAAUGCGAAAGUCAUUUUAGCUUUCCCAGUAUAGUGUGCACCUCAAUGGCAACUGGCUGAAAUACUUCCCAGUUAUUGGAGGAUGUGCAUACAUUGUGUGCAGGAAUGACUGAUUGAAUCCGAUGACAGGGGGUAAUUUUAUAAAUCUGUACAAUGUAUCUCUUAAACACCUUAUGAAAAGCCAGAUUAUUAUUAUUAUUAUCAUUUAUAAAAAUAUAAAGUACACUACUAAAUAAUUAAUUCAAGAUGAUUUUAUAAUCAUAUAUUUGUUUUCUUCUCACUUCAUUGCAAGUUUUAGUUAAUAUGAUACACCUGAAUUUCGACACUUUCAUACUUAAGAUUUGAAAAUUGAUUUUGAUAAAGCAAACUUUUUUAAUCCCUGAUGAAAUUAUUGUUAGAUAUGUACAGUUAUUAAUAUAUUUAAUAUCUUUCAUAUCUGUCAUGGUGGUGUAUUUUCUCAAAUUGUACUUGUACUGAUUUUGUAUUUUGCUAAAGAAAAUAAAAUACCACAACUAAUCCAUGACAAAAAAUGGAUGGCCAACAA